GCUUCAAGUACACUCACACUCGCUAUUCUUUCCCCUUCUCAACAAAAAGUCGUCCCUCGUUCACACGGCUUACUUUACGCUACUUUCGAUCUUCUACGUAUUCGUAAUACCCAAACACCCUCGUAAUUACCACCCAAACCGCCAACAUGCGCUUCAACAACAUCCUUCUUGCCGGCGCCUUCGCCGUUGUGUACGUGCAGGAGACCACCGCCACCACCGUCCCCGGAGUGCCCACUCCCACUGUUGUUGAUGCCGCUGCCUCUUCGGACGCUGCCGCUAUCAACAAGUGCCUCAAGGAGUGCGACGUCACCGACUCGACCUGCCAGGCUCGCUGCGUCUCCGUCCCUGCCCCCAGCGACGCCAGGCCAUCGCCCUCGACAAGUGCGUCGCGUGACUGCGACCAGGGUGACGGUUCCGAGGCCGAGACCAAUGCCUUCGCCCAGUGCCGUGACCAGUGCAUCAAGGAGCACUACUUCGACGCUGACUCCACCAACGGUGCCCCUGCCGACAACGGCAACGCCGCUGCCACGCAGACCUCUGGCGCUGCUGCCGGUACCCAGACCGGUACCACCACUGGCACCGCUGCCACCGGCUCCUCUACCGGCACCGCCACUGACUCUGACAACGCCUCCGGCACCGCUGGUUCUGAUGCCUCUGAGACCACUGGCGCUGACUCCGGUGCCAGCCUCCUGGUCAGCUCUUCUCUGGGCUUCUUCGGCCUCGUCGCUGCUUUCUUCCUGUAAAAUGGCGAAGCAGAUAGUUGGGCGUCAGUGGGUGGAUUUUGGGGGUUCAUUAAUGUGCAUAUCUUGGAUGAAGGGUAUGUCGAGAUGAGCGGGUGAGCGAGUUGGGUGUCGGGGUACAUGAUUUGAACAUGUCGGUACCAGACAGACCAAGAAGAAUAUACGAAAAAAAGCUUCAAAUUUGUUCAUGCCAA
This is a messenger RNA of Verticillium alfalfae VaMs.102, 934 nucleotides long. RefSeq lists its product as hypothetical. NCBI's taxonomy places the organism in Eukaryota, Fungi, Ascomycota, Sordariomycetes, Glomerellales, Plectosphaerellaceae. The record is from RefSeq and is a predicted model, not a curated record. The transcript has 2 exons. The coding region runs from base 147 to 743 and encodes 198 amino acids.